Messenger RNA from Lytechinus pictus (painted urchin), 6212 nucleotides. RefSeq names its product transcription initiation factor TFIID subunit 1-like. The transcript has 5 exons. The record is from RefSeq and is a predicted model, not a curated record. Lineage: Eukaryota; Metazoa; Echinodermata; Echinoidea; Temnopleuroida; Toxopneustidae. Bases 157 to 1125 code for a protein of 322 amino acids.
GCCACAUCAAGAUACACUUUUUUUUCUUCUAGAUUUGCCGUUUUCCAACAUUCUACAUCGGUGCGGUUUUAAUUUUCCCAGCUGCACAUUUAGGAAAAGUCGCCCGGGAAAACCACUCUUUACGAGGCAGCAUUGGACAAGAGCGUGAGAGGAGAGAUGUCUGUGAAGGUAAGGUACCUUGAUAGGAGGCUGCUGAAGAAUGUUCUUCAUCACACCGAGACUCACAACAGACUACAAGAAGAAGAAGAGAUGUGGGAGAAGAAAAAAGAAAAGAGAUCACAUGUACCAAGCAACAGGUCACGAGGGCCAGUCAGAUAUGGGCAGAUGUACAGUGACUCUCCCAGAGAAAUAUACGGUGGAAACAAUAACAGCCGGGAAAGAUGGAAUCAACGCAGGUUGAAUCGAGGUGGUCGACAGGGCAUGAACACUCAGAUGGAGAGAUGGAGUCACAAUGGUUUUAUGGAGCUCUAUCCAGAGGAGAACAUUAACAGGUCAUCCAUGGAUGACACCAGUGAUGAAGGGACAGAGGUCAAAGGUCAUGACAGGAGAAGAAAGAAACAGAGAUCUGAACGAAGGAGGAAGCCGUCACGAGACGAGGAUGAUGACGAAGAAAGCUCCUCAGAAUCGGACAGUUCCAGCAGUUCUGAUGAUUCGGACAGUUCUUCAAGCGAAAGCAGCAGCAGCGAAGAAGAGACACACAGAGGAAGACGAUCCGACGCGAGGAAACCACGUAGGGACGAUGAAAGAGAUUAUUCAAUAAGAAGAGGAGGAGGAGGAGGAGGACGGAGCCGCAGGAGACCGACGAGGAGGCGAAGACCGAGUGCUGAAAGGAGUAGACGGCAUGAAAAUGGUCAUCGCAGGAGCAGUAGGGAAAGGAGACAUUCCGGGAGAAGUGAAGGAAGGAAUAGUGAAGAUGGGAAAUCCAAGAGGGACAGGAGUGGUGAUAGGAACAGACGUAGAAGACGACGCAGAAGUCGUGAUCCAUCUAAAGACAGGCACCAUCGGAGGGAUGAUCAUGAUAAAGAGUCAAGAAGGAGAAAGGACAAAGAAAGGAAGAGUGAUAGAAAAGAUAAAAAAAACAUAGACAGAAGAAGGAGGAGAAGAAGUAGAAGUGGGAGUAGAUGAUUGGACUAUUGUGAUGUACUAAUGUAAGUCUUGGUUGUGUUAACAUUCUAGGGACAUGCCUAGAUGUUCUUUUGCAUAUACAGUAGACUUUGCGUAUUAUAAGUCGAAUUCAGACCAGAAUAUGUGAAUGUGAUUUGAAGACUUCUUAAGUCAAAUUUUGCCCAAGUUGAACAGAUUUUGGUUCCAACAGAUUUGACUUGGAUAGAUUCACAUGUAUAAUGGUAUGUCCUACAUUUACAUAUUGUCACUGAGUUUAGUGAAGCAUAAAAUGUGGCAAGCAAUUGGCUUUUUGAUCCUACUAUUGCUGGUUGGGACUUCAGUCAGUACUGAUUCAUUAUCUUACCAAGUCAUUUGUAGAAACCAUUUUAACCCUAAAAUGGCCGGGGGGGGGUUGAAUCAACCCCCCCCUCAACAUUUUCUGCGAUCAUUCCGCCGCGCAAAAUUUUUUGACCGCGCCACUUGCAGAGUUUAUACUUUUAAGUCUCGCGCAUCUUUUGAGACCAAAUUUACGACGCCCGGGUACGCGGUUCCGAAAUUACGCAACAUUUUGUAAGUGCAUGUCAGACCAAAAAUUGUUCCAAAACGUGAUUUUGUGUACAAAGUCAAUGCAAAUUGAGUUUUCUCGUCUUAUUCAUAAAGCUAUGAUUAUUUUUACUUUAAACAGCUGAAAGCAAUUGAUUUUAGCAUAAUUAUGCUUCAAAAAGGUUGUGCAAUAAAUCUGGUGAAAAAAACAAAGAAAAACAAAAGGUUGAAAAACAAAGAAAUACAUAAGAAAUUCAUAAAACAAUAAAAUACAUAAGAAAUUGAUUUCCAAACCAAAGUUUUUUUCAAUUGCCAUUGUUAAGAAUGCUACAAAGAAUAUUUUUAGCAAAAAUUAGCAUUCUAGGAGCUUUAUUUAGUGAAUUAGAGCAAAAAGUAUGAUUUAUGCAUAAAUUAGCAUAAUUAAUUCAUAUAAAAUAAAAUCUCAUUAUUUUGGAAAAUUUUACCAUACAGCCUUGUAGAUUACAUUGCACACUACCAGCGUGCAAAUUUUUGCGGCGCUCGCGCGAUCGGCGGCCGAGAUCUCAGGGGGGGGUUGAAUCAACCCCCCCCCCGGCCACAGAACAGCCAAAAAAGCCCGGCCUAGUUAGGGUUAAUGGACAUACAUAUAUUCACUGGACUGUGUGAAACCUUGUAUCUCAAAUUUUAACAAACUUGAAGAAGUUUACCUGACAAAAAGUUUAUUGUAAAUUAGCAUGAAAAUUAAUUUUAAAAUAUUGGCGAAGAUUUAAGGAAAAUCCAUCGAAGAAUAAAAAAAGUUAUUAGAGUUUCAAUUAUUUGGUUUGCGACGUCAUAUGCUAUUAGCUUUCCUACAUAUCAUAUGGUAAAUUGUAAAAAAUCAAUGAAAUGCUAUUUUCUCAGAAAAAUGUUGAAAAUGGUUUUUAUUGUACCUUUAGUAUUUCAAUACACAAUGAAUUCACACCCACUCCUAAAAAGAAUUAAACAAAAAGUCACCAUGAACCAUAAAAAAAAUGAAAUUUAUUCGUUUUAUAUUACAUAACAUAUGGGGCAGCUGCUCGUUUAUGACAUCACAAAUCAAAAACUUGAAAUUCUUAUAUUUUUCUUAAUCUUAAAUGAAUUUUCUUCAAACCUUUAGCAAUAUUUUUUAAUUAUUUUUUCUGCGAUUUUUACAACAAAGUUUUUCGUCAGGGUGAACUUCAGCUUUAAGGACAUCUCACAAAAUAGCUUGAUUUUAGAGUUAUGACGUAAGUAGCAACCUUCUUUGGCCUUGAAAAAGUUCUCCACAGGAAUUUGGAGACUUCUUUUGACAAUGUGAGGUUUGCCAGCUUGCCGUCACUGCAGCAUUGCUAAUGUUACUUUUUUUUUCUUAGCUGCCCUCAAAAUUUCUAGGUUUUGAGAUCCAAUGUUUGAACAAUCCAGAAAUGAUAUACUGCAUCAUUGAAGCCUCUUGAACACCUAUAUCUCGUGGAGUAACUCUAAAAGAACUGGGGGGGCCAUGAUCGCCCCCCCCCCCUCGACCACUUUGUGCGCUUCUUCCGAAACGAAAAAAAAUAAAGCUACAAAAUUUUAUGACUUUUCCUUAAAGUCUUGUGCAACUUUUGAGACCAAAUUCGCGACACACGGGUAUAGCAUCGCGAUGCCACAUGACUUUUUACGAGACAAUGUCAUGCCGAAAAUGGCUCAUUUUUACACUUUUUAUACAAAGUCUAUGGGAGAUGAAAUUCAUAUAAGGGUGAUUAUUUUUCAUUCUAAUUGGUCUGCCUAAUUAAUUUAGGGUUUAAUUUAGUUGUUAAAUGGUCUGUAAUAAUUUCCAUUGAAAAAACAGUGAAAAAACAAAAGAUGAAAAAACAGAGAAAUACAUAAGAAGUUAAAAAAACAUAAGAACAAAAUUCACUUUCGCAAUUUUUCUUUGUGGAAACCUUUAAAUUAGAUCUGGAAAAAAAGAGAAAAUUUGAAAUGAAAUUGGGUGUUAAAUAUGCAAAUUAUGUUUUUCACGAUUAAAUUUGCAUAUUUUAUUCAUAAUGAAUAAAAAAUAUAAUUUUCAGAUUUUUUUAUGUGGAAAAGAAUGUGGUUGUCAAAUUUUGGCGCGAUCGUGCAAAUGGCAGCUGAGAUCAGGAGGGGGGCAUCAUCCCCCCCCCCCCCCCCCCCCCGUCCUCAAUACAUCUCAAAUAGCCUGGCAGUCCUUUUAGGAUUAAGAAAGCUUGUGCCUACCCCUAAUACUGUAUUACUCGACUUUCCUAUUCAUACACAAAGGCUGAUAUCAAAUUUGAGUUGAUGAAGGUACUACUAUGAUUUGCUUUGUUAUUCUUGGAAAAAAAUAUUGCACCAAACAAGUUUCUGCAUAUAGGGAUGUAGCGUAUGACAUACGCCAGGCUAGUGGGCAAAUCACUGAUUGACAGAGACUGACUGGGCAAAGAAGAAUGAUGAGCAAAGGCAAAUCCAGUAGGCAAACUUAAAUCAUUCUUUUUAAGAAACGAAGCAAAAAAUAAUUUUUUUUUGCGAUCAGUAAUUUUCCCACUAACCCGACACACAUUGGAAAUGCUAAUAGAAUUGGAACAAAACUUACGCAGAAUUAUAAAAACUAUAAAUAGAAUUACAGAGUAAUGAGCAAAUGAAAAUCAGAAAAGCUACUGAAAAUUUCCUGUCAAUUGAAAGCGUUGUCCCCCAUGUUGUUUCCUGUUACCUACUUCAAUAAAAACUUAUGGUAAUGAAGUUGAUAUUAUUUCAAGCAAGCCUGAAUUAUUUUAAUUAAACUUUGUUGUUCAAAAUAAGCAUUCAGGCAUAUGAUAAACACUAGGAUUGCUUCCAACCAUUUCCUAUCAAAUUUAGAUUUCAAAACCAGAACUUGAACUUUGCUUUAUAUCCAGGAAAAAGGCGUCAAACCACAAGGAAAAGUAGGGCUCUCAUGUGAAACGUGUGAAUUGAUUCAAAAUGCUGUAAAUUUCUUUGAGCUUGAAAUAAUUCAGUUAACCCGUAGCCUACUUGAACCAGAUGGUCUCUGUGCAAAGCCUAUAAAAAUUGUGAAAUUCAGUAUUCCAUCGGAUUAAUAGAACAUAAAAUAGAGGCGUAAUGAUAACAAUGACAAUCAUAUUAACCCUAAAAGGACUGGGCUAUUUCAGAUGUAUUGCGGACUGGAGGGGGACCAUGAUGACCCCCCCCCCCUUCUGAUCUUGGCCACCGUUUGCGCGAUCGCUCCAAAAUUUGGCACGCACAUUCGUUACCACAUAAACUACAAGCCAGUAUAAAAAAAAAUCUGAAAAUAAUUAUUUUUUAUUUAUCAUGAAUAAAAUAUGCUGAUUUAUUCAUGAAAAACAUACUGAUAUUUUUAAACACCCAAUUUCACUUCAAAUUUUCUUCUGUAUAUCGCGCGAAGCAUUGGGGGGCCGUCAUUCCCCCCCCCCCCCCAAGUACUUUCAGGAUUAAUACAAUUCUAAUUCUACAUUACAAUUUAAUAAUCAAGGCUCAAAGGGAAUAAAAUAAAUAAGAUAAAUUUUAUUCAACUUACAGGUAUACAUUCUCGGGAUUCAAGGGGGCGCUGUUGGACCAUUUGUUACAUGCUGUCAGAGUUGGGCAUUCAUAACAUGGCUUCUGCAUUUAAUAGCAUCCUAUAAAGUUGGCAUUAUUGGGCAGCUGGUGACGCUUGUAGUGAAUUGGUUUAACAGCGCCUCUUUGGAUCCCAGGAAUGUAUACCACUGUAUCACUUGCUUUGCAAAAUCAUGUUUUGUUGGGGUUUUUUUAAUCAUUUUGCGGUGUUAGCCUCAGUAUUAUCAAUCCACGCAAUAGAAAUGAACAAGCUUUGUUUAUUUUGCUUUGUGUAUUUAAUAGCAAAGAACCCCACCCCAUCAAUUUGUCAUGUUCUAUCCCCGCACAAUUUGAUGGCUCAUUAUGUCAUAUCAUGGAUACCAUUAUAGAGUACCGAAGUGAUGACGUCACAAAAUACUUUUUUGCAUUUCAGAAUUUUUGAUAGCAUAUUUUGUUAGAACAUGAUGAAAUACCUCCACUACCAAAAUUUGGUGCGAAUCGGUCCAUGGGGGCCUGAGAUAUGACCUCAUUAAUACAUAAUUAGCCCCAUUGAAGUCAAUGUAUUAUUGGCCUGGUUCUAACAGUUAGGAACCAGUUCAGUGUAUUAUUGCCCCGGUUCUAAAAGUUAGGAACCAGGCUAAUAAUACACUGACUUCAAUUUGGCUAAUUUGAGUUAUGUACAUGUAUUCAUGAGGUCAUAUCUCAAACCUUAUAAAUGGUAUAAAAAAUGCUGAAAUGCAAAAUUGGAAAAUUGAUGGUCACACUUCAGUAUUCUAUAUGUGACGAUGAAAUUUGAAACAAGAGUUAUGACACCAUUUUUUUUUGCUCAACAUUUGUUAUAGUUUUGCUUUGACAUUUGUCUUUUCGAAGUGAAUGCUUUUAUGACAGUGAAAGUGAAUGAAAUGGUCGAUUGAUUGGACUAUUUGUAUAUAAUGCACCAUCCAAAACUUGACACAUAUCAUGUUAAAAUGAUCUACAUACUAUAUAGUACAACUUCACAAUCAAUAUUGUGACUUUUUCCAAGGUUAUUGUGUUUUUGCAAUUAAAUGUUUUUUUAAAAUGUA